Molecule: messenger RNA, 279 nt
Organism: Penicillium diatomitis
Lineage: Eukaryota; Fungi; Ascomycota; Eurotiomycetes; Eurotiales; Aspergillaceae
Exons: 2
Coding region: 1-279 (92 amino acids)
Source: RefSeq, a predicted model, not a curated record
AUGGAUGCGGCACAGUGGAAGGCAUGGCUUGCUCGGAGUGUUCCCGCCAGCGUCUUCUCUACCGAAGUCACUAUCGAAGGAGCAUUUCAAGGCUCUGAUCUCCUUCUUUCCAGCAUUCCUACAGAAAUCUGGACCAUGAUGCCGGCUAAUGAUCCAUCGUACACGUUCGUCGGACACGUUACGUCUAGCAAUCUGCUGCUUCAGCAACCAUCCCGAUUGUUUUCGCAUUUUCGUGGUGCGGUGAAUGGUGACAAGGCCGGCAUCGAGGGCAACCGUUAA